Molecule: messenger RNA, 1852 nt
Organism: Macadamia integrifolia
Lineage: Eukaryota; Viridiplantae; Streptophyta; Magnoliopsida; Proteales; Proteaceae
Product: probable mediator of RNA polymerase II transcription subunit 26c
Exons: 2
Coding region: 779-1282 (167 amino acids)
Source: RefSeq, a predicted model, not a curated record
UUGUCCGAAUUACAUCAUUCUCCCUAAAAAUUUAUAUAUUACAUUUAAACCCACAAAAUAGCAUCUGUUUUUGGGUAAGGCUGUUAGGUUCAUUGAAAAUUUUCGAAAACCCAAAAUUACACUUCAAUAUCUUCAAGCCAACAGGUGAACUCGGCGACCGACCAGGCAAGGCAAGCAGGCCGCUAGCGACAGGAAGGCUUCUCCUCUCCGGCGAAGGGUACUCUGAACGCGAUAGGUUCUCCUCUUCGGCGAAGGCAAAGCGUGAGCGACGAACCAAGCGACAAGAGGGCUUCUCCUCUCAGUGUCAGGAGGAAGUUCUGAGAGCACCAAGAAUCUCAGGCGAUGGGCGACAAGCGACGGAGACAUUCGACAGGAGCGGACGACUUAAUUUCUGUGUAUAUUUACCAACCGAGAUGCGAGUGUGUCUUCAAUUUCAAGUAAUUUCAAACUUCGUGCGGAUCGGCCGGAAUUGGCUCUGAAAUAUGGAGACUACAAUCGUCGUUGUCAUCGUCGGAGGAAGAGGAGGCCCAAGCGGCACUGGCACGGCGGAGCCUAAGACGAUCUCGAAACGAUUCCCAGCACUUGCUAUUGGGACCGGACAUGCCUCUGGUGCCUGAUAUACCUGGUUUUUGCAGGUUUGAUAUUUGAUUUAUAGAAUCGGCAUAACUUCAGAUCUGAUCGAUUUGUAGAUUGACAUCAAAUCUUUAGGUAUUUUGAAUCCAAAUAUCAAAAAAAUCAGGUGAAAUUUGAGGGAGAUGGCGAGGUUCUGUUCCCUAUAAUGGAUGAUGAUGAUUUUAGAUCUAUUUUGAGGAGUUCAACUGUGGAUGUCUGGACUUUCAUAGACAAGACAAUCUCUGUUGCCUCCUCCGACUACAAAAACAAAUUGAAAGAUCGAAGAGAUGGAAUCAUUGAGCGGCUUUAUAUACCUACGAUUCCCCGUUGUAAGAACUGUGAUCUUGAUUCGAUGAAGUCAAAUAACAAAGAGAUUAAGAAAGUACAGCAACGAUCUUCUUCCAUUGAAAAAGAAACCAGUAGCCAUGAGGGAAAAGGAGGUUCUCCAAAGGGAGCUUCUCCUUCGCCUCCACCGUCACUUGAUGAUGGCGAUGAUGGCGACGAUGAUAGAGAUCGGAGCUAUGGAAUUGACCAAGAACAGACGAUUCUCAAUAUUAAGGAACUUUUCGAAGAUCGUAAUGAGUUCGAAGAUUCUCUGAUAAAUCUAUUACAAAGCCUAGUAGACAUGGAUAUAACAUUCAAAGCUCCUAAGAAAGUGCGACGGAUUUAGGGUGGGAAGAAGAAGAAGAAGAUGAUGAUGAUGAUGGAGGAGGUGGGGGUAAUUCUGUCUUUUUGGAUUUUAAAACUAACAUCUCUAACAGUGUCAAUUUUAUCAGUUUAAAUGUAAUAAAUAAAUUUUUAGGGAAUAAUAUAAUUAGGGAAAAUGGCAUGGGAGAUUGAUGUAAAUGAUCCUUAUUAUUAUUACAUGAAAAAACCCAUCAUGAGAUAAGGGGAGCAAAUAUCUUCCUAGCAAAACAGAGUUUAGCCAGAGGUUAGAGUUGAAAAGUCAAUUACACAGAGAGAAAGAGCCAUGCAUGGAGGGAGUGAACAUUUUUCAUUCAUUGAUAUUUUGAAAUAGAAAUUUCACUCUAAGAAAUAACUCAAAGAGGAAUGAUAUAGUCCAAUACCCAAUAGAUCUCAGUGUUGAGAGUAUUUGAAUUUAUAGCUAAGAUGAGCUAUUGUGAGUGACUGUCAUAGAUGAAGCCGAAUGAAGUGAAACGUUGAGCCUUAAUUAGCUUGUGAGAUAAUGUUGUAACACUUUGAUUUCAUUAAUUUGGACACAAUAUUGUUCUCUUUGAUC